Molecule: messenger RNA, 1911 nt
Organism: Cryptotermes secundus
Lineage: Eukaryota; Metazoa; Arthropoda; Insecta; Blattodea; Kalotermitidae
Product: LIM/homeobox protein Lhx1
Exons: 5
Coding region: 2-937 (311 amino acids)
Biological process (GO): regulation of transcription by RNA polymerase II; neuron differentiation
Cellular component (GO): nucleus
Molecular function (GO): RNA polymerase II transcription regulatory region sequence-specific DNA binding; DNA-binding transcription factor activity, RNA polymerase II-specific
Source: RefSeq, a predicted model, not a curated record
UAUGCUCGGGUCAGGAACGGAUGAUGAUGAUGAUGACGACAAUAGUACCAGCACGACGGCAACGGCGCCCGGAGGUACAGGAGGUCUGAAGCACCACCACUCCGGGGGUGUCCAUCCCGCUGCCACCCCCGAAGCGAACAACAAUUCGUUAGCGCCGGGCGAUAUGACGCCCAUCGUAGGGGGUCCCGGAUCGCUUAACGACAGUAAGACGGGCCAGGACGACUCGGAGGACCAGGGUUCGCUGGACGGAGACCCAGAGACCCGGGACUCGCAGACGGAGAACAAGUCUCCAGACGAUGGGAACUCGGGCUCCAAGAGGCGAGGUCCUCGUACCACCAUCAAGGCCAAGCAGUUGGAGAUCCUCAAGACGGCGUUUUCGCAGACGCCGAAGCCGACGAGGCACAUCCGGGAGCAACUCGCCAAGGAGACCGGUCUGCCCAUGAGGGUCAUACAGGUGUGGUUCCAGAACAAACGGAGUAAGGAGAGGCGACUGAAACAACUGACUUCAAUGGGGAGAGGACCCUUCUUCGGUAGCUCGCGCAAGAUGCGGGGAUUCCCCAUGAACCUGAGUCCCGGGGGGUUGGACGAGGCCCCUCCGGGGUUUCCGUAUUUCACCACGGCUGAUGGAAAAUUCGAAUUCGGAUAUGGCGCCCCGACGGGAUUCCACCACGAAUUCUUCGCGGGACACCACCCCCACCAGGGUCCCCCCGGACAGCCGCUCCCCUUCAACCCCCCAGGUGGACCUAUGGACCAGGGUCCGAUACCCAUGGGGACCGAGUUUGGAGGACUGACUCCAGAACCUCCCCCGGGUUUCCUCCAGCAGCCUCCUCCUCCCAAUGAGCAACUCAUCUCACAGAGGUCCAGCCCUGAAUUCAUCAGCUCACAGGGCGGGUUUUCGGAGCCGCAGCAGAUGCAGAACGAGGGUCUGGUAUGGUGAUAGCUGCCUGCGGUUACCGGACCCUGCUGCUGCGAGGACAGCGAGGACACGGAGGAAGACUUCAAGCAGUGAAACGAACAUCUUCUGAACAAAACUGUUUUAGGCAGUGAUGAGAGAACUACUUAUUUAAAGAAUUAAUUGUCGGAACGUUUUUCCGAGAGCGAUUUCACCACAUGUGAAUCAUAUUGUGUCAAAAGUGUUAAUAUUAACUAAUAACUUUUUAAAUUGUACACAGAAGAACGUGAUUCAAAUUGUGGAUGUUCAAAAAGUGUUUGAUAAUGAAUUGUGACCUGCAAGAAAGUGUGACCGAAAACUUCAAACUAAUUCAUAAACAACUAUUUGAAUUACGAAAUUCUGGCGAGAAAGUUCCGAAAAAUGUUCCACCACGAAUAUGGCCAAUGAGUGAAAUUAGUAGAAAACUUUUAUACUAGAAUGAAGACUGAAAUGACUGCUUAUGGUGAUAUUAACGUGUUAUAUGUAAAUUCGAACAGAGUUAUUCUAACGUACAUGCUGCUUUGACUAUGAAAUGUGCAAAGAAAUCGUAUAUAAGCAGUGAUAUGUUACGAGAUCCAUGAUAUUAUGUAUUAUUUGCAGAAUACAGAAGCUAUUGUGAUUACAGUCAGUGACGUAACUACUGAAUCCUGGCAAACGGAUGCCUACUAUUAUGCAAGAGUGAAUUUUAUCCAGUUUUCCGAUAUUAAAGAACAUUGAACUAAGAAAAUGAAACGUGUGUCAGUGUAAAGAAACUGGUAUUGAAGGACGUUUUUGGAAUGUAUUUAAGUUAAAGAAAAAAACAAAUUAUUCACGCUUUUGCGUGCGGUAAUGAACAUAACGUCGAAAGAUCGAAAAGAAAUUUUCACAUUACAAAAUCACCGCAUGUGCUAGAAAAAAAAAAUACAGUCAAAAAAUUAAUCUAACAUUGUUUAUCCUUCCACUAAUCGAAUUAUUCAAAAUACCUGUGUGUGCAAAGAAUA